ACAGUUAAGCCCUCAAUACAGUAAGUCCUCACUUAACAUCAUCCAUAGGUUCUUAGAAACUGGAGCUUUAAGCCAUGCAGUGUACAAGGAAACCAGUUUCACCAUAGGUUAAUUGAUACAAAUAAGAGGUAAGUUCCCACAGCACAUUCCUGGUCACAAAAACAUCACCAAACUUCUAAAUAAAGACCGAAGCACUUCUAAUAUGAAACGCUGAAAUACAUAUAAGCUCUACAUACAUUUAAGAAGGAUCAUUACCCGAUUUCUGGUGAAUCCAUGAGUGACCAGGUCGUGGAGGGGCUGCGUUAAAUCAAAGGUAACGUUGGCCAAGUCAAAACUCUGAAGCGCCUCUGCCUACCAUGUAGUUUCAAAACAACAGCCAAUUCUCAGCCCGCUGGGCCUUUCCUACUGCAUCGGGUAUUGUCCUGCAUCUCUGUGUGAUUACCAUAUGCUUUACGAAUUUUUAUUUUACAAUAAUUUGUAUCCUUCCAUUUUCCAGCCUCCUUAUUCCAGUUCAGGGUGGCAGGGGACUGAGCCCCUCCAGGAAGCUCAGGACCAAGGCGGGCAACAGCCCUGGAGGGGAUGGCAUCCCACGGCAGGGCACAGUCACAGUCACUCAGACGGGGACACGCCAGUGAGCCUCACGUGCACAGCCUUGGGACGUGGGAGGAACCUGGUGUGCCUGGAGGAAACCCACAGUACGUGGGGAGAACAUGCAAACUCCACACAGACAGUGGCCCCUGCCGGGGAUCAAUUUCUCAUCAACGUUAUAAGGAAACGAUGUUAGAAGAAAUGUGUUGGAGGGCCUCCUGUGCCAGUUCCUAGAUUACUUGAAUAACUUUCUAUUUCUCCUCAUCACAGUAUAUUUUGAAUACAUCUGUCUUCAUAAAAUACACCAUGUCCAAAAUCUAGAAGGGCCAAUUCCAAACUAUUCCACCAGCUUUGAAGGGAAUUGAAGCAAGAAUAACAACACAGAAGAAUAAAAGAAAGGUGAUGUGAUGUGAUGAUAGAAUUUGUGAUAGCCAGGCAACAACGUUUCCUGAUUCAGCAUGUUAAAAAAUAAGGGUCACUCAUCUAAGAAAGAUAACUUGGCAGUCAAUGCAGUUGCUUUACAAGAUCACAUUUUACAUGAUCUUCAACUUCGAAAUCUUUCAGUUGCAGAUCCUUCUAAGACACAAGUACAAAAGAAAGAGAACAAAUCUCGACAAAGAGAUACAAAGGCAGUAAUAGAUACUGGACUUAAAAAACCUACGCAGUGCCCCAAACUAGAAGAUUCAGAAAAAGAAUAUGUUCUUGAUCCCAAACCGCCACCAUUGACUUUGGCACAGAAGUUGGGCCUCAUUGGACCUCCACCACCUCCACUGUCAUCUGAUGACUGGGAGAAGGUGAAACAGCGCUCCCUCCUGCAAGGGGACUCGGUGCAGCCGUGCCCCAUCUGUAAAGAAGAAUUCGAGCUUCGUCCUCAGGUGCUGCUUUCAUGCUCCCAUGUGUUCCACAGAGCAUGUCUUCAGGCUUUUGAAAAGUUCACAAAUAAGAAAACCUGUCCUCUCUGUAGAAAGAACCAGUAUCAAACCCGAGUGAUACACGAUGGGGCCCGCCUGUUCAGAAUAAAGUGUGUGACCAGAAUCCAAGCCUACUGGAGAGGAUACGUUGUCAGAAAGUGGUACAGAAACCUGAGGAAAACAGUACCUCCCACAGACGCCAAGUUAAGAAAAAAAUUCUUUGAAAAAAAGUUCACAGAAAUCAGCCACCGAAUCCUGUGCUCAUACAACACCAACAUUGAAGAGCUCUUUGCAGAGAUCGAUCAGUGCUUGGCCAUAAACCGCAGUGUUCUUCGGCAGUUCGAAGAAAAAUACGGCCAUGAGCUCACAGAAGAGGAAUGGGAGAAAAUCCAAGCACAGGCUCUGCGCCGGGAGACCCAGGAGUGCUCCAUCUGCCUGGCCCCCCUCUCCCGCGCUGGCGGUCCGCUGGUGGGUGCGGGCCAGCGUUCCCGAGGGACGGCCCUCCUGUCCUGCUCACACGCCUUCCACCAUGCGUGUCUGCUCGCACUCGAGGAGUUCUCCGUGGGAGACAGGGCUCCCUUCCGUGCCUGCCCUCUCUGCCGCUCCUGCUACCAGAAGAAGAUUCUGGAAUGUUGAAUUCAUACUCAAGGAAAGUUAGGUAAUGCUGAGGAAAGAAGUUUACCAUCAUUUUGGAUGAACUGCCUGAGUUCUGGGUUAAGUACUACAAUGCAAUCUGUUUCCCAGGGAAAUAAGCUAUUGGUAGUUGUAGGAAAUCUAAGUAUAUUUUAAAAGAUGACAGCCCAUCUAAUUUUAGUCUUUUGUCUCUAAAAAGUAAAUUUCAAAUUUAUGAGUUGAAUCACUUGAAAUAUGAAUGGCAAAAAAUGAGAGCUUGCUUGCUUUUAAAAAUGGAGGUUAAGAGACAGCUCGUGUCUGACCGACACUCCUUACAGUAAGUUCCAAAUGUAAAACACUCCUUAAGUUCCAAAUGUUUUCCACUGAGACUUUGUCUUAAAGCCUUUGCCAUUCCUAAUAUUCGUUGUGUAAUAAUUGCUGUAUUUCUGUGUCAUAAAAUAUGAAAAUAAAAUAUUCAGUUGUAUUUAACAUC
Messenger RNA from Piliocolobus tephrosceles (Ugandan red Colobus), 2604 nucleotides. RefSeq names its product ring finger protein 32 (gene RNF32). Gene Ontology annotation, molecular function: metal ion binding; protein binding. Lineage: Eukaryota; Metazoa; Chordata; Mammalia; Primates; Cercopithecidae. The coding region runs from base 1047 to 2135 and encodes 362 amino acids. The record is from RefSeq and is a predicted model, not a curated record. The transcript is spliced from 9 exons.